Cottoperca gobio is the source of this 5511-nucleotide messenger RNA. RefSeq names its product CD2-associated protein (gene cd2ap). The record is from RefSeq and is a predicted model, not a curated record. The transcript is spliced from 19 exons. Gene Ontology annotation, biological process: cell migration; actin filament organization. The coding region runs from base 426 to 2372 and encodes 648 amino acids. Gene Ontology annotation, molecular function: protein binding. NCBI's taxonomy places the organism in Eukaryota, Metazoa, Chordata, Actinopteri, Perciformes, Bovichtidae.
UGUACUUGCUGAGUGGACCAAUAAUACAAGGGGGAUCAACAUUCCAUUAGACAUUCCUCUCGCGGGACUGUCCUGCCUGAAACAUCGCGAAGUUUCCUGCUAUUUUGUAUUUUGGUGGCAGUAAGGCAGCAGGCAGCAACAACCCGUGGAGACAAGUCCAAGAAAGGUGGAGACUCCUGGUUAACUUCCUGCACAAUAAUCUUGAAGCACCACCAAGAGAGAACUGGGGACGCUGCUGCUGUUGCUGCUGAAGCAAGGACUAAUGGAUAUACCGUUCACGUUAUUUCUUUUUCGGCAGUGAAUCGACAAAAAACACUUUGUGGUUGAUUACAUCUACCUGGCUAGUUAGCUAGCUAGCAGAGAGGCUGCUGCUGCUGGAUAAGAGAUUCCCGACGUUUGAUAGCAAGGCGGUGCGAAGGACAGGAAUGGAGGUCGUGGUCGAGUUUGAGUAUGACGCGCUCCAUGAUGACGAGUUGACCCUGCGACCGGGCGAGAUCAUCAAGAACGUGCGGUAUAUAGAAGAGGAUGGCUGGAUGGAGGGAGACCUCAACGGGAAAAGGGGCCUCUUCCCCGACAACUUUGUUAAGGGAAUGAAGAAGGAAUCCAAAGAGGUCAAGGAAACAAAGAAUGAGCCUAAAGAAGAGGCCUCUCAGCCUCCAAGGAGAGAGAAGAGUGCCGGAAACGUGGCCAACCUGGUUCAGAGGAUGAGCACCAUCGGCAUCCCAACUGGUGGCUUCCUGCCGCAGCCACCAGCAGCAUCAAAGAAGCCUAAGAAGAGACAGUGCAAGUCUCUGUUUGACUACCAGCCACAGAACGAAGACGAGCUGGAGCUGAAAGUCGGAGACGUCAUAGACAUCACUGAAGAGGUUGAAGAGGGCUGGUGGAACGGCACCGUGAACGGCAAGUCAGGACUGUUUCCCUCCAAUUUUGUCAAAGAGCUGGAUGCCGUGGGAGAGGACGGAGAGUCCAACGACACGGCAGCAGAUGAGACUGAUGGAAGUGGAAUGGAAAACACCGCCACCCCCACAUCCCCUCAACCUGCCUCAGGGAACGGAGUUAUUGCUCAGCCCAAGAAGAUCAGAGGCGUUGGCUUCGGAGAUAUUUUCAAAGAAGGGUCAGUCAAACUAAAGGCCCGACUGCCAAGCCCCGAAACAGAGGAAAAGAAGGGGAGACCAAUCCCAUCAUUACCAUCUGCUGCAAAGCCCGCCCAUCCCAACAUGACAGACUUGCAGAGAGGAGACGGAGACGGCAAAUCCAAAGCGAAAGAGUACUGUAAGGUCACCUUUGGUUUCGAGGCUACAAAUGAGGAUGAGCUGACCAUUAAAGAGGGCGAAACUAUCCACAUCCUGAGCAAGGACACAGGAGAGCCCGGAUGGUGGCGAGGGGAGAUCGGGGGCAGAGACGGCGUCUUCCCUGACAACUUUGUAGUCAUAGUGUCUGAAGCAGUGAAAGAGACUCCUUCGUCAAGAGGGUCACUGAGAUCAUCUCCGAAACAGGAUUCAGAAGAGAAGCCGAAAAAGCCUCCUCCACCAUCAAAAAGCAUAGCUCUCAAGCCGGAGGUUCCGAGUGCCGACAAGAAGCCUCAUCCCAUCAGGACAGAGGACAGAGUUGACAGGCCAACACCAGAUCACAAACCAUCCAAGCCCGCAGCGCCAGUGGUCCCUCCCAAGAAGCCAGUCCCCCCUCCUGGGAGAGGGAGGCCGGGAAGCCUUCCACCAAAGAGGCCAGAUAAGCCUCUUGCUCCCUCACCAAAGCACAAUGGAGAGCUGCCUUCCGCACGUCCAAAAUCCGACUUUGAGCCAUUAUUGCCCACCAAACCCAAAACACUGUCUGGGGACUGGGGGGAGAAGUCCUCGGAUAUGGAUCUGAUGAGUUUUGAUGAGCUGUCGUCUGCCUCGGAGAAGCUCUCUCACCCCACUGCUAACAGACCAAAGAUGCCUGGCAGGAGGCUGCCCGCACACUUUGGUGGAGGAAGUUCGCCCAACAAGGAAGUGAACGUGGAGAAAUCGUUCAAGAUUGAGGAAGAGGAUGCUGCCAAACCAAAGCUAACAGAAACCAGAAAGCCUUCCACAAACACCUUAUCCCAAACACCGCUACUCCACAAGCCCACCGUGGCCAGCAGCGAGGCCAAGCCCGGCUCAGAAGGCACGUCGCUGGGCAGCAGGGUCCGGCUGGAGCCUGAAGAGCCCAGCUCCCAGCUGGACGAGCUGAGGAGCCAGAUGAAGGAGCUGCUGCUGUCUGUGGAGCUGCUCAAAGCCCAGCAAAUGAAAGAGAUAGCGGAGCUUCGAGGAGAGCUGGAUGAGGAGAGGAUGAAGCGUGUGGCCCUGCAGAUGGAGAUAGAAAAACUGAAGCGGACCGCCCACUCGACGUGAGGACUUCGCUCAAAUCAACAGGAAGCCUCAAGGUCAGCUGCUGGCCUGGCGACCAACCGGAGAGCAGGAGGGCGGAGACGGGCGGAUAGUUGAACGGACGGAGAGAGGGGUGGGACAAUCGGACGAACCACCUCGAGCACAAAUCCUUUUUUCAGUGAUCGACGAAAAUAAACUCUCCCAUAUUUGUAAGAUUUACACUUUGCACAUAUAUAAAAAUUCAAGCUAGAUGUAAUUAAGUUACAAAUGUAUAUGUUUCUACUUUUUUCUUUUCUUUAUUAUUUUCUUUUGCCAACACACAACAAAAAACGAGGCCUUACUUCAAACUACUGCGCUGAACUUACUCCCACUCCUCCCGUCACUCCAACAGUCCUUGAGCUCCACCAGGGGGGAGGUUCGCUCUCAGUACUACUGACUUUGUGUAAAGCAGGGGGCGCUUUGUUUUCCUCGCCUAAUUUUCUUUCUCAUCAUUUUUUUUAUGAUGCACAAAUAGUUGAUUUUAAAAAUAAGAAAAUGUUUGAUUUUAGUUAAUCUUUUGAUCCUCAUAGUUUCCUUUCCUUCACGGUGCCUGUCAGCAGAACUCCACUCCGCGGCUGCAGCGCUCUCAUUUGUCUUUUAUAUGGUUUCUAGCAUUCCUAUCCAGGGUAACACUACUGUGCCUGUUUAAAAAAAAAAAUGAUAUUAAGUGUUUAUAAUGGGAGCUUACAUAUACCAUGAUGGUGUCUGGACAUUUUGCAGCAUGAUAUUGUAUAUCUAUAUUUCUAAGUCUACUGACAUGCCUAGUCAAAUACUUCAGUGUAUCGAGGGCCUCAUCUCUGCUCUUUUAUUUUUGUCAAACUUUCAGUCGCUGGGAAUGUUCUCAGAAGUUUCGAGUUAUAGUCUGCAGGUAAUGCAGACAGAAAUCGCAUACAAAUAAAAGCCUCGAAAGGAAGGAGAGGCGGCACUCUUCUUUUAUCAAGGUGGCUGUGUGUUUUAUAUAAAAAAUUAAUUCAAAAAGCAGCCUCAUUUUGAGCAUCUCUGCAACCUGUUUAUUAAUCUGGCCAUCGUCCCUCUAAUCCCUGCCACGGCCCCUUCCACCUCUUCCUCUCGUUUCUGCCAUCCCUCUUUGGUUUAAAGUUAAUCAUUGGAUCUGAGAGGAGCCUUGUCUUUAUGCUCUGUAAAUGUUAUCUAAUCUUAUUCUACUUCUCUUCCCACAUUCCAAGCACACAAAUUAACAUAACUGGAAGCAGAGAGCAGCAAUAAUGAAUGAAAAUGAAGUACACUCACAUUCUCCCGAUCCUAACUCUGUUUCAGGAGCUAAACGUUUAAAGACCCAAUGUGUUACAUUUCUAUGCGAAUUAUAUUGAAAUAUUUCUCUUUGUGGAAGUUUUUGUUUGUAGAAAAAUGAGACAAUCCUGGUGAAAAUGGGGGCCAUCUGUCUGCCGGUGUCUUUUUAUGUUUAGCCACCUAGCAUCGUAGCUCUAGAGAUGGCGAUCGCUAUCUGCCGUCAGCUAAACGGUUUCACCACUCAGGUCCAGACUGGUAUAUGUCGAUAAAUAUUCUAUAGAUUGUGAAUACAUUUAGAAGAGACAUUCAUGGUCCCCAGAGGAUAAACCCUUAUGUUGGUGAUGCCUUGAUUAUUUUUUUUUGUGACUCCACGAAUAGAUCAAAGUGCUCAAUUAUCUGAAAUAUCUGAAUCCAACAUGCAUUGGCCCAACAUUUAUCAUUUUCCAAAUGAUGUAUUCUUUUAACUUUGUCCUUUUUUAUCUGCAAACUCAUGAAAUUCCAGCCUCAGCUGCACUUUUUGGUAGCUAGCAAAUGUUGCUAACACGCUAAACCAAGUUGGUGAACACUGUUACCAUCAGCAGGUUAGUGUUAUCCCUGACCGAUGCUGGAUUUUUGAGGCCAAUAUUAAUAUAUAAAAGUUUUAAAAAAUGUGCUUACAUGUGUGCCGAUGUUAAACAUUUUUAUAUAAACACAUGGAUUCCCCUCUUUCUUUCCAGUUAUGACCAAGAUAUGUUGAGUCAACUAUUUCUACUGAGUCGGGCAUUUUACAGUUGAAAAAUAAACUAAAAACAAAGUUAUCUCAAACAAAAGAGUUGGUCGUGCUGUUUGGAAACAUAUCUUUUGAACUCUAUGCUAACUUGCUAACAUACAGGAGCACAGCCUCGCACAGCUACCAGAGAAAUGCCACCGCUAGAAGUUGCUGAACGCUUAAAUGUUCCAAUCCUCCAUGUUAGAGCUUUAAGAUGAAGCUUAUGAACAGAAACAGAAAAUGGGUCCCUCACUUACUGUACACUGAGUAAAAAAAAAAAUGCUUUCAGCACCACCGAACAACGGCUGUCCUUCUGGAUGCUCAUCUUUUGUAAUCUGCGAGGUUUAGGGUUACAGAAAUGGGUGGAACUAAUGCGUAGUACGAUGUGAGCUCUGUCGGCUUUAACAUGCAGCCCUGAGCUCUGAAUGUACAGAGUGCAGUUCUGUGCUGAUGAGCAGCUUAUCUCGGUGUUGAGAAACCUUUGAGAGACCAGUACAGUACCAAGUGGAACACCCUCAGGACUAUGGGUUAGAGGAACGUUCUUAGUCAGAAUGUUGUACAACUGUCUCACAUCGACUCCUGUGUACCACAAAUACAAGUACUGGUUACUGUUAUUCCUUGUUUGUUUUUUUAUUUUAAAUAUCUUUAUACAUGUCUCACAAAUGUCUUAAAGAAGUGUUACUUUGCUUUUAAAUCAUCCUCAGGCUUUGUUCUGUUUGUGUGUACAUGCUCGCAAAUUCUAACAGUCUUUGAUGUUAACUUGUGGACUCCAGAGUGCUUUGAACAAGUUGAUACUGUAUAUGUGACCUUAAUGAGCAUGUCACUCAUGCAAUAUGCUGAUGCCUGACGUAAAAAUAACUUCCAUUUAGGAAGCAGCUCUUAAACUAUAUGGCUGGGCAAUGAAAUAAUCACAUUUUGGGAAAGAGGGACCUGGGUGAUAGCUCAUCAUAUAAUAUCUGUAAUACGGCUUAACUUCCACAUAUUGUACAUUCCAGAGUUUGACACCAAGAAAAUAAGAAAUCUGCACAUUUAUAACAAUAUUUUCAAGUGAUUUUGUUUACAAGAGCUGUAUCCUUGCAUGAGCUGAGAUUCUUUUAAAAAAUGAAUAAAUAUCUUUAUUUACUGUCA